Molecule: messenger RNA, 2884 nt
Organism: Aplysia californica (California sea hare)
Lineage: Eukaryota; Metazoa; Mollusca; Gastropoda; Aplysiida; Aplysiidae
Product: flap endonuclease 1
Exons: 13
Coding region: 176-1306 (376 amino acids)
Cellular component (GO): nucleus
Molecular function (GO): manganese ion binding; magnesium ion binding; RNA-DNA hybrid ribonuclease activity
Source: RefSeq, a predicted model, not a curated record
AACAUUUUACAUCUUUGGCGCGGAAGUCGGAAAAAAGCCAACCUGCUGUGCUGCAAGCCUUGGUUUCAACUUUCAACUUGACUUGUAACCACACACUGAACAAUACUGAACAUUAUAGAACUGAUAGAGCUAUUUCAGUGGUUUUCACGUCUUAUGAACUCUCUUUAACCCAGCUAUGGGUAUUCAAGGAUUAACAAAGCUUCUUGGUGAUUGUGCACCGUCAUCAAUGAAAGAGAAUGAAAUCAAGAGUUUUUUUGGGAGGAAAGUUGCAAUUGAUGCAUCAAUGAGCAUUUAUCAGUUCCUGAUUGCAGUCCGACAGGAUGGGUCUCAACUGACGAAUGAGGAAGGUGAAACAACAAGUCAUUUGAUGGGAAUGUUCUACCGUACAAUAAGAAUGGUGGAAAAUGGGAUUAAACCGGUGUAUGUAUUUGAUGGGAAACCACCUGACAUGAAAUCAGGAGAGUUGGCUAAGAGGAAAGAGAAACGUGAUGAAGCUCAAAAAGAGCUGGAGAAAGCAGAAGAAGCAGGUGAUGAGGAGAAUGUUGAAAAGUUCAGCCGAAGACUGGUGAAAGUCACCAAGGAACACAAUGAUGAGUGUAAAAAGUUACUUACACUCAUGGGCAUUCCAUAUGUUGAGGCUCCUUGUGAAGCAGAGGCACAGUGUGCAGCUCUCGUGAAAGCUGGUAAAGUCUUUGCCACUGGCACUGAGGAUAUGGAUUCUCUCACAUUUGGGUCCAGUGUUGUGCUCCGGCAUCUUACAUUCAGUGAAGCAAGGAAAAUGCCCAUCAAAGAAUAUAAUUUAGGUCGGCUGCUUAGUGAACUUGCCUUGUCUCAAGAUGAGUUCAUUGACCUUUGUAUCCUUCUGGGCUGUGAUUACUGUGAUUCCAUCAAAGGCAUUGGGCCCAAGCGAGCCAUAGAGCUGAUCAAGCAACACAGAUCAAUAGAAGAAAUUCUGAAACAUCUUGACAAGAAGAAGUACCCUGUGCCGGAGGAUUGGAUGUAUAAGGAAGCCAGACGACUAUUCCAGGAACCGGAAGUUGCAGAUGCGGAGAAGUUAGAUUUAAAAUGGACAGACCCUGAUGAGGAGGGUCUUGUUGAAUUUAUGGUAUCACAGAAAAAUUUCAGUGAAGAAAGAAUACGAAAUGGAGUUAAGAAGUUGCAAAAGGCUAAACAAGGAACAACUCAAGGUCGCAUGGACUCUUUCUUCUCUGUUGUCUCAACGUCUAAAACAUCAAAGAGAAAGGCGGAGGAACCUAAAGGAUCACAAAAGAAAAAGGGAAAGGGAACUUUCAAGAAAGCAAAGUGAAUUGUACUCUGCUGUCAUUUGCAUAUAUAUAUUGUUAUGUACAUGUAGUAUUCCUUGCAUAUAUUAAUGUCACAUCAUUGGUUGAGCAAUUAUCUCCUAUUUUGGAGCUUAACAAAUGGUAUGAUUUGUUUUUAUUUCUUACACUUUUCAUGAUCCUUCGAUAUGCCUUGUGUGUUCUGUCCUUGAUAGGUGGCCCCGAUUUUUACCUUGAUUGGAAUACAAAAUGAAUGACACAUCUCUGAUUUUCAGUCUUUCUUCCUUCUUCUUUGUGUUCCCCUGUAAGAUCUCAGGGGUAGUGACUUCUGGCUCUUGAACUUGCAAUGCAGCUGAUUUUUACAUAAGUGACCAGAGGACUGUUGAUUGGUGCUCUGGUAUGGUGUGCUCCUUCCUUCCUUCCUAUCAACCAUCUAUCAUCUUUAUCUUUCCUUCUUUUUUUGUGUUUGCUACUCUUUCGUAACACCUGUGGUUGGCGGGUGCUCUGCUCCUUCUUUCCUAUUUAACAUCACUUGUCCUGAUUUGUCCUCCUUCAGAUUUUGAAGUCACUCUGUUUUUAUACUGACUAGAGUAUUUUCAGUUUUGGUUGGAGUUAAUUCUGCUUGGGUGGCGGCCGGAGCCUAAUCUUAUCAAUUUUAGGACCACCAGGGGAUAUCUUUAAUGUGCGCAAUUUGCACACGCGACCCUAAAGAUUUUUCACCCUUAUCUGAGAAGACUGGCUACUACAUUUUAUUUUCCUUAAGUUAAGGUGUGUGGUUUAAGAUUUAAAGACAGCAGUAAGAAGGAGCCAGGCGUAGAAGUAGAAAGACUCAGGAGUAUAGGAAUAAGGAACCCAAAGGAGGCUGAAGACUGGGGGAAGAAAUGAAUUUCAGUGUUUCGACUUUUUUAGCUUUAUAGUGUUAGGUUUAUUCUGUUGAUUUGAGGCAAUUUGUUUCCUACACACAAGACUGUGUUGUGUGAAGCUGCAUCAGGCCGAGCCCUGACUAAAUCAGUUUUAUAAAUGAAAAAUUUAUGGACAUGGUGUAUGGGUCAUAUGAGUAAUGUUCAUAGCUCGAAGACCAUUUACCUUGCUUCAAUUAGAGAUGAGUCUUUAAAAUGUGGUUCAUUCCCUUCUUAUGAUUUGAUAAACCCUGUUGAAAUAAGCAUUGAGCCCAUACUGUACUGAGGGAAGCUGAUCAUGCCUUUUGGCUUUUAUCGUCCUUGUCUGUGAACUAUGACUCGGUGGCAUUCUGGUGCUGGAAGAGCUCUAGUUCUAGCCUUUUUGCAGUCGCAUUCUGACUUGUUGAGUUUACGUGGCAGUGGAGUUUGCUUAAACUGGACCCAGGUAAUCUGAAAAUAGGUAUACCAAACGAUAAUAAAAUCACUUUUUUCUUUUUCUGUCUCUAAGCAACCUCUGUAAACUAUUGAAGAAAAUCCAGGAUAUUUAAUUUUGGUUCAGAAGACUCCUCUGUGUUUGAAUAAAAAGGGAUUGAAAGUCUGUGUAUGUAUGAAAUGAAUUGUUUUAUUGGUGCUUCUCAAGUGAAUGUCAAAUUUUCUGGUACUGUGUGUAUUUGAUUUUGACCAAUAAAGUGUCUGAUGGCUAAU